Messenger RNA from Yamadazyma tenuis ATCC 10573, 654 nucleotides. It is a transcript of the gene REX2, whose product is annotated as Rex2p. Gene Ontology annotation, cellular component: mitochondrion. Gene Ontology annotation, molecular function: nucleic acid binding; 3'-5'-RNA exonuclease activity. The record is from RefSeq and is a predicted model, not a curated record. Lineage: Eukaryota; Fungi; Ascomycota; Pichiomycetes; Serinales; Debaryomycetaceae.
AUGAGUGCUCAACGUCUCAUCAAGAAUCUUGUCAAUAGUACCAGAGUGAUGAAGCCAUCCAAGCCGUUGGUGUGGAUCGAUUGCGAGAUGACGGGUCUCAACAUCAACACUGACCAUAUUAUUGAGGUGUGUUGUUUGAUAACCGAUGGUGAUUUAAAUGUGGUGGAUGACUGCUACGAAUCCACCGUGUACUAUGAUGAAUCGGUUCUUCAAAAAAUGGAUGCCUGGUGCACGAAAACCCACACGGAGUCAGGUUUAUGGAAUAAGGUAAUCAGUAAUCCUGACAGAACUGUUUCCAAGGUUCAAGACGAGCUUUUGGCAUUUAUCACAAAGUACGUGGAUAUUCACAAGGGUCUUUUGGCAGGUAAUUCGGUUCAUAUGGAUAAAUUUUUCAUGAUGAAAGAGUUUCCAAAGGUGAUAGAUCAUUUACACUAUCGGCUUGUAGAUGUGAGUUCUCUCUCAGAGGUUGGCAAGCGUCACAACCCCAAAUUGAUGAGUGUUCAGCCACGGAAAAAGAAGGAUCAUACUGCCAAACUGGAUAUUCUUGAAAGCAUCGAACAGUUACGGUGGUUGAGAGAAACAUACUUGAAGAGCGAAGAGGAGUCUCGUGACACAAUCGACAAGUUGUCCCGUGCCCGUAGUAACAGUAGUUAA